Planococcus citri (citrus mealybug) is the source of this 3343-nucleotide messenger RNA. RefSeq lists its product as uncharacterized. Lineage: Eukaryota; Metazoa; Arthropoda; Insecta; Hemiptera; Pseudococcidae. The coding region runs from base 1 to 3231 and encodes 1076 amino acids. The transcript has 16 exons. The record is from RefSeq and is a predicted model, not a curated record.
AUGGCCGCAUCUCGUAUGUCGAGGAUACACAGGUUAGCGUUACUGCUAACUGUAUCCUUUGCUGUGGUUGCUCAUACGUUAGCACAAACCGACGACACUGAAGCUGGAAGUGAAUUCAGCAGCGAUGCAGAGUCACCCCUUGAUCUCAAGAAACAAUCUCAGAAAAAAUACCAUAAAAAUUCGAAAGAAUCCGAAUGGAGUUAUAAAGGAGAAGCUAAAAAGUCUGAUGGUUUCAAAGACCCCAAAGACGUUCACUUGUUACGUUUAAUAUCAGAAGGUCUUCUUAAUCCGCAAGAUACAUUACCAAUUGUAUCGAACGAUGCCAUUAUUUCUAGUCACAUAAAUAAUAGCAGUAAUGAUAUUAGUGUUAACGUACAACCUGAGGGAAUGUCAGGAGUAGUAAACGAUGAAAUCAGCGCAGAUUCGGAUGAACGAAUAAUAAUGGAGAAGAAAAAGAACGCAACGAAAGAAAAAAUCUCCAAGUUCGAAUCAGAAGCCAGUAAAGAAUCUGAUGAAGAUAUCAAAGUUAACUUGGACGCAAACGUAGGCGUUCAAACUCCAAGUUUCAAUAAACAAAAAGGCAGUAUUUCUGUACCAGCACAAAAACAAAUCAGUUUGUCAAAAGGUAAAGAAAAUAUUCAUAAGAAGGAAGCAAACAAUUACGAAGUACUCUCUUUGAAGCCAUCAAAAGAGAAACCAUCAUCAACUGACGAAGGAGUUUUUGAUUUCGUCGACUCGCCGUUAUCCGAUAAACACUUGGUGCCAGCUGGAACAGCACAGACUUCUAGAAUAAACGUUAAAAAAGGACCGAAUGGACAAGACUACGAAUACGAAUACAUUUACUAUUAUUACGAAGAUGAAGGUGAAACGUCGGCUCAAAACGCUGAUCCAUCGGCGAAAGGUAAUGAAAUUCCAGUCAGUACCGGAACACCUACUCAACGAACUACGACGCCGAUUCAACGUGUAUCGUCGUCAACACCCAAAUACACUAAAUCCUUCUCCGAAGAUAGUCUUGGCACACGCGUAAAAUCGUCUGAAAUCUUACACGAAGAGGUAUCAUUACCGCAACAAAAUCGUGAGAAGUUCAGAUAUUCGAUUGAUAACAGUAAUGUAUUAUCGCAACCAGUCUCCUCAGUUCCUAGCAAAAGUUCCUUUUCAAAUGAUGUCUUUUAUUCGUCUAAUCAAUUCAACUCCGCAAGAUUUCCGAGUAGACAGACGGCUCCCCCGAGUGUAUCAGCGCAAUCAGUUCCCGCUGUAACUCAGCAAGUUGCCUCAUCCACAGCUAGACCAAUCUCUAGAGGUAGAUCACAUUUUAAUCCUACGACUGAAACUGACUCGAAUGUUUUCGCAGUAACUCCACAGUUGAUUACGGGACAAACUAGAGAAUCUCAAGCAAGAACUAAACCCAGCAAUGCAAGACAGCCAGGUUUAGAUUUAGUGGAUAGCAACGCAUUCAGAACACACUCGACAAACAUUCCCAACGAGUAUGAUAAAACAUAUACGCAAUUCGACAGUCAACCAAGAGGUAAAUCAUUAAAACAAAACCACGAUGAUUUAGGAAUUACGCAGAAUCAACCAACAUCGGCAUCCAGCACAAAAAGUAGCGACUUAUAUCAGAAAGAUCACGUAAUUGAAUACGUUGAAGAUACAUCUCGAGCUCCUGUUCCUACUCCAACUAGAAGUUCAUUUCCAAGUUCUACCCAGAGUACUGAAACCAUUGUAGAUAACACUGCUCCAUUUUCGACGCUAGCAGAUAAUUCAUUGACUACCGUAUACGGCGCAGGACUAACUGAUAAAGCAGCUCAUGAUUUGUACGCCAUUUAUCAAACUCAAAACGAAGAAUCUAAAUCGUUCUCCGAAGAAUCUCGCACCACCAUUACCGAUGAUGCUGAUGCCAAUGCCUAUUUUGCCACUAAUGUACCUACAACUUUGAUAUUUUCAACUACAACUACGACGACCACGACAACAACGACGACUACUCCUCCACCCACAACUACUACGACUGCUGCUACUAUUGCUUCCUCGCCAGUUACCGGUAGGGGUAGAUUCAGAAGUAGUACCGCCAGCAGAAGUAGAUUUUCAUCGACUACUGAACCAGCAGCUUCCGCUUCUGAAGCAUCAUCGCAAGGUUCUGAAAGUAGCGAAAAACCACGCAACAGAUUCCAACCAUCCAAUCGCCGAGAACCAGGUCACAGAGUAUCAGCUUACGGAAGAAAAUCAACAACAAUAGCUCCAGAACACGACAGUUCAACUGCUGCUAGCAGAGAUCACGAAUCAUCGAGACCAAGUUUCACUCCUUCAAACAAAAGUCGAUUCCGUGGAGGAAAUGCCAAAUCAGAAACUGCAUCUUCAUCUUCAUCUUCAUCUUCAACUGAAAGUCAAUCCAGCGCAACUGUCGGACACUUGAAACCAAACUUAGUAGACAGAUACAAUACAAGACGACGCAAUAACCCACUUUCAAGACCGACCACAACAACCGCUGCUCCAGGAGACGAUGACGUAUCCGCCAAACAAGAAAAUUCAAGCCCCGAACCAAAUGCCCAAGAACAUCAAUCUACAACUUUCAGAUCAGUUAGGAAUAAAUUCAGCAGCCCAAAUCCUCAAGUUCGACCCCUUAGGCCAGGACCCAAGUUGAACCUAGGCCCUAGAAGCAAAUUAGCUACAACAACCACGACUACCGUUGCUCCAAGCGCUCCACUAGAUGCUGAUACCAGUGGUAGCGCAGACGUACCAGUUGAACAUAAACAAACCGAAGAAAAUGCUGAUCACGAAGAAUCUGCAAGUGAAACUGUCGUUACGACGAUAUCGACGACAACCACAACUACUCCACAACCCGACGCCCUAACGAGAUUAAAGAACAGACCCAAAAUACAUGUUUCUGAUAAAGGCGGUCAUGCUAAAGCACAAGCUCAACAAGCGAAUAAUGCCGCAACAUUACAUCAAAAUCGUAAACAAUUGGUUAACAAUUUACUCCCGAGGAAGAAACAACCACCGCCUGCGGAAGAGCCAAAAGAAGAGAAACACGAAGUUUCAAAACCAGUCGAAGAAGAUGUAGAUGAAUCGUCGCCCAAGGUAGAUAGUGAAGCUUCAGAUACAUCGCCUGUUGCAGAAGUGUCAUCAACAACAGAAAGUAAAUUAUUACAACUUGCUAGUCGAAGAAGAAAUUUAACAGCUCGAAAACCAGGCACAUUGGCCAAUACCAAUAAACAGACUGCCAGUGAAGAAAGUUAACUGUGAAAAAAAAACAAUCAAAAUUAAGUUUAAAUAAAGAGAGUGUGUUUGUAUUUAUUUUUCUAAGUUGAUCUUGUAAAUAGUUUGAUAAAAUGAAUUACUUUUUAUAAAA